UGCACUAUGGAGCUGUUCACUCUGAUCAUACAUGCUGUUUCACUGAGUGUUGUUCUGGCUGGAGCUGAUGUACACUGGACAUAUUCAGAGGGCUCUCUGGAUCAGAUCCACUGGGCAGAUACGUAUCCUAAGUGCGGUGGCCGUAAGCAGUCUCCCAUUGACAUCAAGCGGCGCAAUGUGAAGUUCAAUCCUGACAUGCUGCAGCUCGAGAUGACCGGCUAUGGCGAGGUGAAGAAUGGCAAUUUCCUCAUGACCAACAAUGGACACUCUGUCCAAAUUGACCUUCCACCCACUAUGAUAAUAACGAAGGGGCUGCCAGCCCACUACACAGCUGUUCAGAUGCACCUACACUGGGGUGGCUUGGACCUGGAAGCCAGUGGCUCAGAACAUACUGUGGAUGGCAUCCGUUAUAUGGCAGAACUUCAUGUGGUCCACUACAACUCUGAUAAGUAUAAAAGCUUCGAUGAAGCCAAGGAUAAGGAUGAUGGGCUGGCAGUUUUGGCUUUCUUUUACGAGGAUGGUCAUUUUGAGAACACGUACUACAGUGACUUCAUCAGCAACCUGGAAAACGUUAAAUAUGCAGGGCAAUCCAUGAAUAUUUCUACUCUAAACGUACGUUCCAUGCUCCCGGAGAACCUCGCCCAUUUCUUCAGAUACGAAGGCUCUCUUACAACACCACCCUGCUAUGAGAGUAUCCUCUGGACUGUGUUUGAUACCCCCAUCACCCUGUCCCAUAACCAGAUCAGGAAGCUGGAAAGCACACUUAUGGACCUGGAAAAUAAGACCAUACGUAAUGAUUACCGCAUGGCACAACCUCUCAAUGACCGAGUGGUAGAGUCCUCAUUCCUUCCUCGACUGGGCAAAGGCACAUUUUGUAGGCAAGAGGAGAUUGAGGCAAAGCUUUUAAAUAUUGAAGACAUGAUUACUUCUCUUGGAAAACACAUCAACCCAGUUGGUGGUUACAGGCCUACUAACAAAGAUUCACAGGUAAUAUUUCCACUAGUGCUUCAUUUCCCUGCAAACAAGUUGAUGAGUAAUGCUCAGAUAAACCUGGGUCACCCAAUGAACCUCCACUCCUUUUCGGUUUGCAUGAACCUGCGUAUGCAUCCCCGUUCCGUGCACACAGUGGUUUCCUAUUCCACCACCAAACACGAAAACGAGCUCAUGAUCACUAUGGGCCACGAGGUAGGGCUUUGGAUUGGAAAUGAGUACGUCAGCCUUCCCCAUGAGCUGCGCCCCCGUGCCUGGGCGCAUUACUGCCUGACCUGGGCCUCACAUAAUGGAGGGGCAGAACUCUGGGUGAAUGGUAUUGUCGGAAAGGAGCAGUACCUGCGAACAGGCUACACUAUUCCUCCUGGUGGUAACCUCAUCCUGGGAAAGGACAAGGAUGGGUUCCUGGAGAUCUCUGAUUCCGAUGCAUUUGUGGGCUAUAUGACUGAUGUUAACAUAUGGGAUUAUGUGCUGGGUUCUGAGGAGAUCCAGAAGAUGAUGAACUGUGAGAAAAACUCAGGGAAAGGCAAUGUGCUGAAUUGGGGUGUCACAUCCAUGAGUCUGUAUGGAGGAGUCCAGCUGGAGACUGAACACAAGUGCUCCUGAUUCAAUACAUUUAGCUUCUUAUAAAUAACAUAUAUAUAUAGUGGUCUGAAUAACAUAUAUUUUUAUUAUUUUUUAUUUUUUUCACUGACUAUUGAUCAUUAUUCAUAUUUCGAUUAUAUCACUAUAUAUAUCAGUCCACAACGCACAGUGACAGUAGGCAAAGAGCCCAGGGCUGUUGAGACUCCAAACUCCCCAGAUUUCAAUCUAAUCGAGCACCCAUGGGGUGUGCCUGCUGGUCAAACAAGUCAGAUUCAUGGAGGCUCCCCCCUCUCUCACCCAACAAGCACCCAAAGGAUCCACCGCUACGUCCUGCUGUCAAACACCACAGCACACCCGUCCUGGUGGCACAAGAGGAACCCAAAACAUAGAUGGCUUCAAUGUUAAUGACUAUAUGUUAGUAUAUGAUAUACUGUAUGUAUACAAUAAUUCAAUAAACUUUCUACAACUUAUUUGCAUGUUUUAAUAGAAUGUGUUUUUAAAAUACAGCACCAUACAUAUUUUUCCGGCAGGAUUUGAAGUUAAAUUAUUAAAUAUACAUACAUAAAAAAGUAAAAAUUAGGUUCUAGGGGCAACACUUAUGACAAGGUAACAUUAGAAAAUAAAAUUUUAUAAAAUUUUAUUCAAGAUUUCUAAACCUGCACUCAUAGAAAAGUGAUUUUAAUGUUCAUUUUAAAAGAUACACAUUAUCAGUUCCCUUGAAGUGUUUUACAUGGAGUAUGAAUGAAACCAGGACAACAUUAAAUAAGUCACCUAACUAAAAAGCGUGUUAACAGAAUGCAAAACAUCUGGGCCUGUAUUCACAAAGCUUCUUAGAAUUCUCUCAGAGAGCUCCUAUCUUAGCUUUAAAAGUCCUAGCUGGGAGUCCUAGACUAGAAAUGAUUUAGGAAACCUCUCAGAGCAACUCGGAGUAAGCAAAGUACAAAAACCUUUAUCUUAGUGAGGAGGUGUGGUUGACCUCGUUCCUAGGGGUGAUGCGGCAAUUCAAGAACUGUGAUCGGUUGAUAAAAAAAUUAACUCUGACCUCUCUAAAGGUUUUGAAAUUUGCUCUUUGUUAAAAUAGAAUAUAUUAUAAUAGAAUAGACAGUGAAAUCAUAAUGUUUGUAUAUAAUGAAAUUGUAUAAUUAUGACUACAGGCUACUUUAUGCAAAGUUUCUGUUAUAGGGUAAAAAUAUCUUAAAGUUAAUUAAAACAGCCAAAUGUUGAAAAUGUGUCUACUUUUAAAGCAACCAAUUUCAACACAGCAGUUACUAUAUUUAAGUUCUUACAUUUAUUCACCAUACUGAUUUAAUUACUUGUAAUCCAUUUCAAAUUGAUGGGAGCAAAAUGUCUCACCUUUUACUAAUUUACAAUUUGAUAGUCUAUUUAAGUUGCACUUUUGGAUGGUAUGUAUCUAACUAUGUUCUGGAAGGAAGUAAAUCAACAAGAAAACCAAAUUGGACAGAAGAGCAGUGUUUACUGUUGAAGAAAGUCCUCCUCUCUACUCUUAACAAUUCUUACCUUAGGAGCUGUUUUUAGGGAUAAGAUGUUUCAUGAAUAAUUUUUAUCAUUACUAAGAUUUAAUCCCAAAUUUAGGGGGAAAUUCUAAGAAAAUGUAAUAAUUCUUAGAAUUUUCUUAGAAUUUCGUUACUAGGAUCAACUUUAAGGCUUAAGAAGCUCCGUGAAUACGGGCCCUGAUUGAUUUAAAAUGUUGAUACACCUGACUGUAGAACUUGCCUUGUCCAGACCUCGGGUUCCAAACCAGACAGGUUGUACAAUUGCAGUGUACACGUGUAAUACUAGUAGAGCCAGGAUAUGUUCCACUAUAAUUUACUGCCUGUUAAGCAUCAACACUAGGUGCAGUCUGACAAUGUCAGACAUCUAAUUAUGGUUU
Clarias gariepinus (North African catfish) is the source of this 3466-nucleotide messenger RNA. RefSeq names its product carbonic anhydrase VI (gene ca6). The record is from RefSeq and is a predicted model, not a curated record. The transcript is spliced from 10 exons. Lineage: Eukaryota; Metazoa; Chordata; Actinopteri; Siluriformes; Clariidae. Bases 7 to 1596 code for a protein of 529 amino acids. Gene Ontology annotation, molecular function: carbonate dehydratase activity; zinc ion binding.